AUGGGAGUUCGAGGAGCAUUCCAUCUACUACUCGUGUGCCUGAGCCCAGCACUGCUGUCUGCUGUAAGGAUCAACGGGGAUGGCCAGGAGGUCAUGUACCUGGCGGAAGGUGACAAUGUGAGGCUAGGCUGCCCCUACAUGCUGGAUCCUGAGGACUAUGGUCCCAAUGGUCUGGACAUUGAGUGGAUGCAAGUCAACUCGGAACCCUCACAUAGGGAAAAUGUGUUUCUAACGUAUCAAGACAAGAGGAUUGGCCAUGGCAACCUCCCCCAUCUGCAGCAGAGGGUCCGCUUUGCAGCCUCAGACCCCAGCCAGUACGAUGCCUCCAUCAACCUCAUGAACCUGCAGGUAUCUGACACAGCAACCUAUGAGUGUCGGGUAAAGAAGACCACCAUGGCCACCAGGAAGGUCAUAGUCACUGUCCAAGCACGUCCUGCGGUACCCAUGUGCUGGACCGAAGGCCACAUGUCCAAGGGCAACGAUGUGGUACUGAAGUGCUUUGCCAAUGGAGGCUCUCAGCCCCUCUCCUACAAGUGGGCCAAGAUCAGUGGGCACAGCCACCCCUACCGAGCUGGAUCCUACCACUCCCAGCACAGCUUCCACUCUGAGCUUUCCUAUCAAGAGUCUUUCCACAGCUCCAUCAACCAAGGCAUGGGCAAUGGGGACCUGGUGUUGAAAGGUGUCAAUGCGGAUGAUGAUGGGCUUUAUCAGUGCACAGUGGCCAACCACGUGGGCUACAGCGUCUGUGUGGUGGAAGUGAAAGUCUCAGACUCCCAGCGUGUAGGCAUGAUCGUCGGCGCGGUGCUGGGCUCUUUGCUCAUGCUGGCCUGCCUGGCACUAGGCAUCUGGGGGCUCAUCUGCUGCUGCUGCGGAGGCGGCGGGGCUGGUGGUGCCCGCGGUGCCUUCGGCUACGGGGUCGGCGGCGGGGUCGGCGGCGGGGCCUGCGGCGACAUGGCUAGUGAGAUCAGAGUGGACGCCGAGGCGCCCGGGUGCAAGGCCAGCGGGCGCGGCAGCCGCGUCACCCAUCUCCUGGGGUACCCGACGCAGAACGUCAGCCGCUCCCUGCGCCGCAAGUACGCGCCUCCGCCCUGCGGCGGCUCCGAGGACGUGGCCCUAGUGCCCCGCACAGCCUCCGCAGCCUGCGAAGCGGGCCCUUCCCCCGUCUACGUCAAGGUCAAGAGCGCAGAGCCGGCCGGCUGCACCGACUGUGCCCAGGUCGAGCAGCGGUCGUGCAAGGACGGCCUCUUAGUGUGA
This is a messenger RNA of Peromyscus eremicus (cactus mouse), 1254 nucleotides long. RefSeq names its product V-set and immunoglobulin domain containing 8 (gene Vsig8). The transcript has 7 exons. NCBI's taxonomy places the organism in Eukaryota, Metazoa, Chordata, Mammalia, Rodentia, Cricetidae. The record is from RefSeq and is a predicted model, not a curated record. Gene Ontology annotation, cellular component: intracellular anatomical structure. Bases 1 to 1254 code for a protein of 417 amino acids.